CUUUGUUCUUUCCUGAUCAUUAUCCUCGGAGCGUACAUCUUCAGAAGUCACAAGCUCCGAGACAAAAAAAUUCUGAUUCACAGGGUACAUCGCGCUACGCCGUUUAUCCUUGACACAACAGCGGCUAAUUCUGCGUAGCUACCUCGCUAGAGAACAGUUCGGGGCUCGAUCCUCGGAGCUCAUCGGCAAGAGCUUUAUGCCUAGACUUUACGCCUAGAUUGUGACUGAACUGCUCGCACACAGAGAGAUAAAACUCAGCAAGGUAGUAUGGAUCAGACAGAGGCUUUGAAUAAUUUUCUCUCGUCGAUUGGCGAGGAGGUGGAAGAUGCCGAAGAGGAAUCCUUCCUCCUAUUCUCAAGAGACAUCCCUUCCGCGAACCUAGGCUUCGUCGACUCCCGUGCGACAACCGUCGACGUGACCAUCCACGGUCAAGACUACUCGAUCAGCCAAUCCCCCACCCUGCUCUCUUCAUCUCGAGCAGGAGGAACAACAGGCGCAGUCCUAUGGAAAAUCACCCCCGCCUUCGCAGAAUGGAUCGCAGACGCUCACUCAAACCCUCUCUGGAAACACUCUCUCCUGACCCCCUCCUCGACAGUCGUUGAGCUCGGCUGCGGCAUCUCAGGUCUAGUAGCGCUCGCACUCGGCCCGUCGAUACGGCAUUACGUCGCAACAGACCAGGAAUAUGUCCACCGACUUUUCCGCGAAAACCUCGAAAACAACAGGUCCGCUGCAACAUCAGCCAGCACAUCAACCAGCGCAAAGCCCCAGCCCAAGGGCAAAAGCAAGAAGCGGGCGACGGGACAGCAAAAACCGCCGCGCAAGCAAGACGGGCCCGGGUCAUCCAAUAUCACCUUUGCCGCGCUGGAUUGGGAACUGGAUGUUCCGGCGUCGUUGAAGGAUAGUAUCGGGCUCACUGGGAACGAUGACCGUGACCAUGACGACGAGAAAGGGGAGGAUAAAGGGUUCGAUCUCCUCCUAUCGUGCGAUUGUAUCUACAACGAGGCGCUUGUUGCCCCCUUUGUGCGCACGUGCGCGGAUUUCUGUCGCUUAAGGCCGGUUCAUACGGCCGGGCGGCGAGUGAGCCUGCCCCCGACGAUCUGCAUUAUUGCGCAGCAGCAGCGGUCUCCGGAUGUCUUUGAGGCGUGGCUGCAGGAGACGCUGAGGGUGUUUCGCGUAUGGCGGCUGAGCGAUGAGGCGCUGGGUGAAGGCCUCAGAUCGGGGACAGGCUAUGUUGUGCAUCUUUUACUGUUGAGAGAUGCUAACUAAGCUCUUGAAACACCCUGCCAGAGCCAGUAUGUCAAUUUUUUGAAGUCAUUACUAUUGAAGGACAUACAAAUUUCCGCUCAUCAGGGAUCUAGAUACAGUUCCAGAAUAUCCUGUGGACUGGAACGAAGUUUACUCGCCGGCCAAAAAUCAUCCGCCGUGUCAGGCAGAUAGAUUGAGUAGCAGGUGGUAUGCUUGGUCGAACCUGGAAGGUAUGCUUCUCUGGUGGUAAGCCAGCUAUAACAUGAUGGCGAUGAAUAAGAUAUCCGCAACGUAGGUUGUGUAAGAAGAGACAUUCCGCUCCGUCAAGUGUGUUAAAGCUCCAUCAGUCUGUGAACUAAACCUACUAUCAAUGU
Messenger RNA from Aspergillus novofumigatus IBT 16806, 1619 nucleotides. Its product is annotated as S-adenosylmethionine-dependent methyltransferase. NCBI's taxonomy places the organism in Eukaryota, Fungi, Ascomycota, Eurotiomycetes, Eurotiales, Aspergillaceae. The record is from RefSeq and is a predicted model, not a curated record. The coding region runs from base 268 to 1266 and encodes 332 amino acids. The transcript is spliced from 3 exons.